Molecule: messenger RNA, 1601 nt
Organism: Spea bombifrons (plains spadefoot toad)
Lineage: Eukaryota; Metazoa; Chordata; Amphibia; Anura; Pelobatidae
Gene: PURA
Product: purine rich element binding protein A
Exons: 1
Coding region: 40-900 (286 amino acids)
Biological process (GO): regulation of transcription by RNA polymerase II
Cellular component (GO): nucleus
Molecular function (GO): DNA-binding transcription factor activity, RNA polymerase II-specific; RNA polymerase II transcription regulatory region sequence-specific DNA binding; purine-rich negative regulatory element binding
Source: RefSeq, a predicted model, not a curated record
CAGUCUGUGGGAGUUGCUGCGAAAAGGGUAGGCAGCAUCAUGGCGGACAGAGAUAGUGGAAGUGAGCAAGGAGGAGCAGCUAUGUGUUCUGCUGGUAGCUCCUUACACCCGGCAACGGGAAUAGGGAGUGGAGGAUCAGUUUUGCAACACGAGACACAAGAGCUAGCCUCUAAACGAGUGGACAUCCAAAACAAGCGUUUCUAUCUGGACGUAAAGCAAAAUGCAAAAGGCCGCUUCCUUAAGAUAGCGGAGGUAGGGGCCGGGGGCAACAAGAGCCGACUGACUCUCUCAAUGUCAGUCGCCGUGGAAUUCCGUGAUUAUCUGGGAGAUUUCAUUGAGCAUUAUGCCCAGUUGGGACCCAGCAACCCGGACAUAGCUCAGGAUGAGCCAAGACGAGCAUUGAAGAGCGAAUUUUUAGUGCGGGAAAAUCGGAAAUAUUACAUGGAUUUAAAGGAGAAUCAAAGAGGCCGAUUCUUGAGGAUUCGCCAAACAGUAAAUCGAGGUCCCGGUUUAGGAUCAACACAGGGGCAAACAAUUGCACUUCCAGCGCAAGGACUGAUUGAGUUCCGUGAUGCUUUGGCCAAGCUUAUCGAUGAUUAUGGGGUGGAGGAGGAGCCCGCUGAAUUACCAGAGGGCACCUCCUUGACUGUUGACAACAAACGUUUUUUCUUUGAUGUUGGCUCAAAUAAGUAUGGGGUAUUUAUGCGGGUGAGCGAAGUGAAACCCACUUACCGUAACUCCAUUACUGUCCCAUACAAAGUGUGGGCCAAAUUUGGUCAUACUUUCUGCAAGUACGCCGAGGAGAUGAAGAAAAUCCAAGAGAAGCAAAGAGAAAAACGGGCUUCUGAACAUCAACAGCAACAAGAAGAGGCCCAUGGAGACGAUGGGGAUGAUGAUUGAUAACUAGAAUAAUCUGAACCGUAAAGAAAAAAUAUAAACUGUUAACUCCAAGGGAGCACCGCCCACAAACCACAAACUGACAGAUCUGACUUGUUACACCCAUCGCUGGAUGUUGUCCACUUACCCACCGUAUAAACAGUAAGCAGCUGCUAAAACAAAGUAAUAACAUUAUAUAUGAACUGUUUCCUACUUGAUAAAAUUAUAAAGAAUUGAGUGUUUAUUUCCCUAAAUAACCAAGAACUUUUGUACACCUGCUAUUAUUAUUAUUAUUAUUAUUAUUAAAGUGUUUGCAAUUGUCGGAUUAUAAAAUUGCUGAAUUAUAUUAAGAAGGUCCUUUACAUGUGAGCUAACAUUGACUUUAGCACAGAGAUAUUUUAGAACACAUAAAUAUUUUUAGUUUUCUCGUUUUUGUUACCAAUUUGCAAACCUUACAUGGAGGUUAUUAGUAUGUUUGACACCCUAUUACACCUGUGAUUAGAGAUGUGUAUAUAAUAUGAGGGCUAGGCAUGCUGUUUGUCUAAGCUUUGUCUAAAUGUGUUUUGCAGAGGUUUGUAGAGUUUAAAGGUACAUAGGUUAACUCAUGCAAGGCAAAUAAAGUCCUCUCUUUUUAUAAUCCUCAUUGCAUCUGGACCUAGAACAUACAUGGUCAGUGGAAUUUAUGUGAACAUGAAGCAAAUUAUUAAAAAUACUUUUAAAUUAAA